Plasmodium vivax (malaria parasite P. vivax) is the source of this 997-nucleotide messenger RNA. RefSeq lists its product as hypothetical. NCBI's taxonomy places the organism in Eukaryota, Apicomplexa, Aconoidasida, Haemosporida, Plasmodiidae. The record is from RefSeq and is a predicted model, not a curated record. Bases 377 to 913 code for a protein of 178 amino acids. The transcript is spliced from 2 exons.
AAAAAAAACACACAAAUAACAGCGCGAAAAGAAAGAAAAGCAAAACGGAGAAGCAAAACGGAGAAGCAAAACGGAGAAGCAAAACGGAUAGGCAAACGUGAAAGGCAAAGGAUUCCCAAUCGGUUGGCGGCAGCGAAUGGUCCCUUUGGAACCACCCAAGCAGUUGCUCAGCAGCAGGGAACCCCCGCGUAGCGUGCGCCGAAGGCCCAUCAAAGGGAAGAAGUAACCAUUUGAGGGAGCGCUUGCGGUUCAUUAGGCGAUUCACGUGAGAGGUGCGAAGAACACCGCUUAACCUUCCCAGUUAGCGGCUUUUUUGCACCUCUAACCCCAGAGGGAGGAGUGCACCCCGGUAACCGCCGCCCACACGAAGACCGCCAUGUACAGGAGGUACAUUUGGAACAGCCUCUUCCGGGAUGUGAAUUUCCGGCUGAAGAAGAUUUACCACUCGUUUUACUACGCGCAGAGCCACAUAAAAUAUGUCAUGCUGUUUCUUUUCCCCGGAGUGAUCUGGUCCACUCGGUACCGGGCGGACACCAAGCUGGGUUACCACAUCUACAUAAAUGAGGAGCGGCUCUACCCGAGUGGUUUGAGCGGCGGGGAUGAGGUAAGCGGCUGGAGCGACCGCGGCAACCUUGUGGGCCCCCUCCACGCCAAGUACCUCCACUACCGCAACAAACUCACGAAGAAGAAGUGGAAGAACGGCACGAAAAUUUACCUGGAGGACGGGCUGACCGUUGGAGACGUGAAGAGGGUGCUGUACGGAGAGGAGGAAAGGAUCCCCAGGCAUUUGAAAGUUGGCUGCCGCGGGCGGAUGAUGGAAGACACGGACAACCUGGCUAUGGCGGUUCGGGCCUUCUGCAAAAGGGACCCCAAGAUUUUCCUCUGGGAGGACGAGCACGCGGCGUACCUCUGAGGGGUGUCAGCGGUGCGAGCGUGCUAGCGGUGUUAGCGUGUUAGCGGUGCGAGUGCUUCCAAUCUGCCAGGUGAACUGGUCGCC